AGGGUCUGGAAUGGUGAAUUUUGAUUUCCCUCCAGUGCCAUUCCAACAUUGAUCAAAUUGCUUUAGGAUGCACCAGUAGAAUAGAAUAGAAUAGACCACCCUGGUUUUGGCUCUGCACUCUUCAGACAGACAAAGGAGGCCCAUACUUUUAUAUUUCUUUAAGUUUCAUCCUGAGACACGGUAUAGUAUUCAUUAAGUUAAGCAUCAGGAUCAUGAACAUCAAAACAUGAAAAAGUGUACCAGCGAAAAUUAUCAUAUAACUUUGUCUUCACAUUUUCCACCGAGUAUAAAGCUAGUUAGCCUGAGAGCUAACAUUCUCUACUAGUAGAUAGCAAUGCCUGGAAUAAUGUGACUGUCUUUUCUUUCCAUGACAGGAUAGAGGGCUAAUGUCUUAACAAUUUCACCGAAGACCAUCUUGGUGUCUGCUGAUUUUCAGUUUCAAUCCAUCAUUUUAAUUGGGUGCUGCCAGCCGAAAGAAAGAAGAAGUGCAUCGAUCCCACUGAAAGGCUUGCAGGUUCAACCUUCUGAUAGCACUUGUUGGAUUGCUGAUCAGUGGCGAAUAAGCAUAAACAUUUUGUGGAUGAAACACCGAUCAUUAGUUGUAACUGUUAAGAAUGAGAUCCUAAUGCUCUUCAUGCAAUCAGCUUGUUCUGGAAGUCCAUGUAACUUAGAAUGAACAGGUUCAAUUCUGAAAGACCAGAAGAUUGGAACAUCUACUCCAGCUCAGAUCCUAGUCCAUCUCAAACAGAAGUUAAUCAGGAAGGUCCAUGGAAAAACUUUGGGACAUCAAUGAAUGCCCUUUCUUUUGGUUUUGUUGCCACGGCUAUCUUAAUUUCAAUGUUUGUCAUAAUGGCCAUCUUCGAGCAUCUUUUCAAGCCAAGUGAGACUUUUUCUUCACCUCAAGGUGGCAGCAGCAGGACCUUGCGAUCUACGCAAAUGCAGAAACUCCAAGAUCCCCAAAGGGUAUCAACAAUUUCGUAUUCCUCGGACUUCUCCGUCUUAAUGCCAGGGCAGCAGUAUCCUACAUUCAUUGCCCAACCAGCUCCUCUUCCUUGUUCAAGGGAAGGGGUGUGCUGGCCCCCCAUGAACAUAUAUAGUUAGUCUUUCCUCGGUGUGUCCACUGCUACGUGAUAAACCACCAAGUAAUCUUCGGUUUGGAUGCCUCAACUUCGUGGAUGAAUGUAUAAAACAUAUAUGGUUUUGGAUGCUUAGGUAAAGAAACUCCCCCACAAUGACGUUCUCGUUUGUUCUGUGUAAUAGACCUUCAAUCUUGCAUCUUAUAUGACAAUCCGCUGAAAACUUCCACUUCCA
This is a messenger RNA of Coffea arabica (coffee), 1311 nucleotides long. RefSeq lists its product as uncharacterized. Lineage: Eukaryota; Viridiplantae; Streptophyta; Magnoliopsida; Gentianales; Rubiaceae. The record is from RefSeq and is a predicted model, not a curated record.